This is a messenger RNA of Procambarus clarkii (red swamp crayfish), 2363 nucleotides long. RefSeq names its product ubiquinone biosynthesis protein COQ3, mitochondrial (gene Coq5). The record is from RefSeq and is a predicted model, not a curated record. Gene Ontology annotation, biological process: ubiquinone biosynthetic process. NCBI's taxonomy places the organism in Eukaryota, Metazoa, Arthropoda, Malacostraca, Decapoda, Cambaridae. Gene Ontology annotation, molecular function: methyltransferase activity.
GAACACAUUGUUUAUAUCCUUUCAGCCGGUGUUGGUAAACACGUCUGCCUCUUGCUCCGCCAGGGUAGUUACCCUGUGUGUGGUGAAGGUUGUUGACCACUGCGCGGUCAGAGGUGGCCAGGUGUGACACUCUGCAAGCUAGAAACCAGUUGGCAGGGCACAAACAGCUAGUUCCAGUGUCACUUAUAACUCUGCGUAAACAUGAACUCGCUGCCCAGGACCUGCGCUUCACUUGCCCUGAGGGUUGUUUCACUGGGCCCUAGGAGUACCUUAAUGGCCACAAGGCAUAAAACUACAGCAUCAGGCUAUGCCAGUAAAGAAUAUUCUGCGGAUAAACAGACUCACUUUGGAUUUGAGAAAGUGUCAGAAGACCAAAAGGCAGAAAAAGUGCAUGGAGUAUUUGAAAAUGUUGCCAGCAACUAUGAUCUAAUGAACGACAUGAUGUCAGGAGGAAUACACCGAGUAUGGAAGGACCUAUUCAUGUCUCGCGUACAGCCUCGCCCCAACACUAAGCUGCUCGAUGUUGCAGGUGGAACUGGGGACAUUGCUUUCCGCUUCAUUCGCCACAUACUUCACAACCAGAGUCAGGCAAAAACAAUACCAGACAGACCAGUAGUCAGUGAGAGAGGUGGUGAUAGUGAAGUGCCUUAUGGAGCAGAUGAGCCCUCUGACAGCUGUUCUCCAUAUGAGAUUACCAUAUGUGACAUAAGCCAAAGCAUGUUGGAUGUAGGCAAGAAGCGAGCUGAUGAGUUAGGUUACAAGGGAAUCAAGUGGAUCUGCGGAGAUGCCCAGAAGCUUCCAUUUCCUGAUGACGAGUUUGAUUGCUACACUAUUGCCUUUGGAAUCAGAAAUGUGGUAGAUGUGGAGAAGGCCUUGGUGGAAGCGUAUAGGGUGCUCAGACCUGGAGGACGAUUUGUGUGUCUGGAAUUCAGCCAGGUGACAAACCCAGCAUUGAGAUGGGUGUAUGAUCAAUAUUCGUUCAACGUCAUCCCACCUAUGGGUCAGGUCGUGGCAGGUGACUGGAAAAGUUACCAGUACUUGGUGGAGAGUAUACGCAAAUUUCCUAACCAGGAAACCUUCAAAGAUAUGAUUGAAGAUGCUGGCUUCAGACACACAACAUUUGAAAAUCUUACAUUUGGAGUCAGUGCCAUUCAUAGUGGUUUCAAGAUAUGAUAGCACUUGUCUUUAACAUGUAAUUUUGGUCAUCUAAAUGAAAAUGUAGGGUAAAUUGCAUUGUAAUUGUAUUCAGGAUUUUGUUCUUAAAGAUUAAGAAGUCUUUUGAGAUCUUUUACAAAAGAGGUACAUAUUAAACUUCGGUAAAUUGUUUACGAGUUUUGGCUGUGUCUCUUUUGUUUCCUUAUAUUUAUUCAUAAGUCAAAUGCUCUGAAAAUAGUUUUGUGAGCAUUUGAAAAGGAAAAUAAAUGUAAAUUAAAGUAAACCUUAUUGAUUGCAUUUUCUAAAGGAAAGAUGGAGUGUCGCCUAAUACAUGGGUUAGCUGACAGUAAAUAAAAGAAGGUAGCACGUCAGGAAGACUAUUCAGCACCAUGUAUGUCAUGGGAUAUUCAAAAGGUCCUAAAUAUUGCUCUAUAUAAGGCUAAUUAUGUCAAGGGCAUCAGGUUCACAAAGAUUCUGUUGAGGGACACGUGCCCAAAUGGACAUUGGGAAAGUAAGACUUGCAAAUAUCUUGAAAAAUGAGGACAUAACACUAGGAGGCACAAAACUGUAUGUGGAGAACAUGGUUCGGACACAGCAGACAAUCAAUUAGAGUUGUAGUGUCUUCGGGAAGAGUUAAAUUGGACAAUUAGUGUCUUGGCAAAGUAAAUUUGAGUUAUAAGUGUGUAACAUUUUUGGGCAUAUAGGUAGCCUGUGCAAGCAGGAAGAGGCAUGGAAUAUAAACUGUAAGAGGUUCAAUGACAAGAUUUUUUGUAAAGGAUUCUACAUGUACUAUUUAGAACAAAGUUUAUACCAAGAAGCAGACAGGCUUUUCUUUAAACUCAGGCAUAAGAAAUAUGAGAAAAUUAAUUAUUAUCUUAAAUUUUAUUAAAUUUUGUUCUUCCAAAUGUUAGGUAAGAAAUGAUACUCCAAUUAAGAUGCAUCAGCUACAGGACUGACAUCUUCCCCGUUUCGCAGGAUUGUCCUGUUCAUAUAUGCCACUCACACCAUUCUAAAGAACUUUGUAAUUCUGAUGAUCAUCUGAAAAAGAGACACACUCAAGGUUUUUAAUUUGAACUGUUAAGGUUUAGACAAGAUAACAAAUAUUAAGAAAUUACUGUUGUCCUUGAUGUAAGAAAAUGUUGUGUAUUUUGUUGUUUGUGUUAUUAAUUAUUGUAAUUUGUAACUUGUUUAUUAAAGAUUUAAAUAAU